AUGGAAAAUAGAAAUAACAUCACAGAAUUUAUUCUCUUAGGACUUUCUCAGCAACGGGAAGUAGAAAUUCUCUGUUUUUUAUUAUUUUUACUUUGUUACAUUGCAAUUUUGGCAGGAAACCUGCUUAUCAUGAUUUCUAUCAUCUGCAGUGAACUCAUUAACCAGCCCAUGUAUUUCUUCCUGAGUUUCCUCUCACUCUCAGACCUUUGCUACACCACUACUGUGACACCCAAGCUAAUCGUUGACUUACUGGCAGUGAAGAAGACCAUUUCCUUCAAUUGCUGCAUGACACAGCUCUUCACCAUGCACUUCUUUGGGGGAAUUGAGAUCUUCAUUCUCACAGGGAUGGCCUAUGACCGCUAUGUGGCCAUCUGCAAGCCCCUGCACUACACAGUCAUCGUGAGCAGACAGAGGUGUGAAGCCCUGAUUGCUGCUUCCUGUGCCGGGGGUUUCCUGCAUUCCUUUGGUCAGUUUAUGCUGGCCAUCUUCUUACCCUACUGUGGCCCCAAUGAGAUUGAUCAUUACUUCUGUGAUGUCUAUCCUUUGCUGAAAUUAGCAUGCACUGAUACUAGCAGAAUUGGUGUCUUGGUGAUUGCCAAUUCUGGCUUUAUGGGUUUAGUAGUUUUUGUGGUCUUGUUGAUGUCAUAUGCUGUGAUCUUAUACACUGUCAGGUCCUACUCCACAGAGAAUCGUCGCAAAGCCCUUUCAACAUGCAGUUCCCAUGUCACUGUUGUGGUCUUAUUUUUUGCUCCCUUAUUUUUUAUUUAUAUUCGACCAGCAAGUACUUUACCGGAAGACAAAGUGUUUGCUCUUUUUUAUACUAUCAUUGCACCCAUGCUCAACCCUUUGAUAUAUACAUUAAGGAACAUGGAGAUGAAGAAUGCCAUAAAGAAACUAUGGUCCCAUAUCGGGGGAAGGGGAAGGAAUAGACUGAAAGAUAUCCCUGCUUCUCACAAGAGACCUUGUUGA
Molecule: messenger RNA, 969 nt
Organism: Orycteropus afer afer
Lineage: Eukaryota; Metazoa; Chordata; Mammalia; Tubulidentata; Orycteropodidae
Product: olfactory receptor 4P4-like
Exons: 1
Coding region: 1-969 (322 amino acids)
Biological process (GO): G protein-coupled receptor signaling pathway
Cellular component (GO): membrane
Molecular function (GO): G protein-coupled receptor activity; olfactory receptor activity
Source: RefSeq, a predicted model, not a curated record